This is a messenger RNA of Guillardia theta CCMP2712, 3924 nucleotides long. RefSeq lists its product as hypothetical. The transcript has 3 exons. The record is from RefSeq and is a predicted model, not a curated record. Gene Ontology annotation, molecular function: microtubule binding. The annotation marks the transcript as partial. Lineage: Eukaryota; Cryptophyceae; Pyrenomonadales; Geminigeraceae.
AUGGAGGAGGUUGUUAGCGAUGGCUCUGACGAUGAGGGGGCGUACGAUUCCGAUCUUGAACGACAGCUCGAGCGAGAGGAGAAGCUACUAGCGGAGCAAGAAGGGGAUGACGACCACAAGAGGCUCGCCAUUCAGGAUCGUGCAAGGAAUGAGGCUUUGCAGUGGACGUCGCUGGUGCUUCCUCCCCAGGACUUCGUUCCGGACGAAAAGUGCGAGUACAAGCCCGAGGAGGCGAUCACGUUGGACUUCGUGCAUGGGUAUCGGGGAUGGGACUGCAACAACAACGUCUUCUUCACCAUCGCAGACGAGGUCGCCUACUUCGUUGGAUCGCUCGGGGUGGUACUGGAGCCAUCGAGCCGAAGACAGAAGCACUACUCCGGCCCUCCGAACAGGAGCAUGAAGGAGGUAAUGAGCAUGGCGAUGCACCCGGCAGGCUCCAUUGUAGCUACAGGAGAGUUCGCGCUGGCGCCUCACAUCCUGAUCUGGGACCUGAGCACUUUGGCUACACUCAAGGAUCUGUCGGGGGUCCACGAGGGCGGGAUCUCGGCGCUAGCCUUCAGCAAGGACGGGAAGAGGUUGGCGUCGGCGGGGAUGGAGAAGACAGGGAGAACCGUGUCUGUGUGGGACUGGAAGAACGACAAGAAGACCUCUCCCAUCUGCUCUCAGACUCUGAAGACUCCCAAGAUCAUCGCCCUAGCCUUCAACCCAAGGGAUGACGUGCUCGUGGCGUGUGGGGUGAACAUGAUCGAGUUCCUGCGCAUCGGGCUGAGCAGGACAGGACAGCGAGGAAUGUCGCCGUCCAUGCUGUGCGCUGCCUUCACUAAGACUGAGUUCUCUCUGACCACCACCAUCCGCAACGCAGUGGAGGGGCUGUGUUUGACAGGCAGCGACAUCGGGAACAUCUACCUGUGGAAGAGAGAGGAGCAGAUAGACAUGAUCGUCUCUGCUCACCGCAGCAGCGUCCAUGCUAUUGUCACGUUCGUCAACGGCUUCUGCAGCGGAGGCAAGGAUGGCAAGGUCAGGGUAUGGAGCAACGACCUCGAGCCCCUGAACUCAUUCGACAUCUCUGCCGUCCUGCAGCAGGACGUGAUCGUCAAGUCGGUCGACCAGCGGCAGGGCAGGAUCCUCGUGGGUACCCACACGUGCAGCAUACUUGACCUGGACCAGGACACUGGGGAGGCUCAGGUCGUCAUCGAAGGGCACAUGGGAGGAGCCGUGGAGGCCGUGGCGUGUCAUCCCACGAAGCCGUUGUACGCGUCUGGAGGAGCUGACAGGUACCUGCGCUUCUGGAACUUGGUGGACAAGGUUCUGUGGAAGAAGAAGAUGCUGGAUCACCCCAUCAAGUCGCUCUGCUUCUCCCCCGACGGCAAGGUGAUCGCAGCUGGACAUGCGCUGGGAUCGUGGUCGGUCCAUCGGGUAGACUCGUUGGACGAGGUGAUCACGUCCAAGGAUCGAAAGAAGUCAAUCUUCUGCGUCAAGUUCGCCCCGAGCGGACGAUACCUGGCUGUUGGGUCGGAAGACUCGAUGGUUGACCUCUACGACUGCGCGUCAGACUACGACUGGGUCGCGACGCUGCAAGGACAUGCGGCUUCUGUGCUGCACCUGGACUGGUCGAUCGACUCGAGGUUCCUGCAGAGCUGCGGGUCAGAGCAGGACCUCUUGUUCUGGAACGUUGAGGAACAAACUCUCAUCCCCGGCUUCGAGGAAACUUGUGACAUCGAGUGGGACUCUUACUCCAGCACCGUAGGCUGGUCCGUCCAGGGCCUCGUGGGCACAGGGCUGGCCAACACGAGCUGCAGCCGCUCCCUGUCCGGUCACCUGCUGGCCUCCGGGAACACAGACGCCAUGGUGCGGCUGUUCCGGUUCCCCUGCAUCGUGCAGGGGGCGGAGGCGAACAUGUGCUCGGGGCAUGUGGGAACAGUGAUGUGCGUGAGGUUCACGUGCGAUGACACGUUUGUGAUCUCGUGCGGGUCAGAGGAUCGCUGCGUGUACCAGUGGCGGAGGAAGAUGAGAUACCAUCGAGGCCCUCAGACUUCAGUGAGUGCAGAGGAGCGAGAGGUGGACGAAGACGGGUUCCCUGUCACCGGCGAGCCGCUCUUCGUGCUCAAGCCGCAGACCAUGGCGGUUCCUCCCACCAAGUACAGGAAGCCUGACGACGCGGACGAGCCGCCGCUGGGGGGCCUGCAGAUGGAGUUCAUCUACGGGGCCCGCAUGCACGACACGAGGAAUUGUGCGCAGUACACGGGCCAUGGGCACAUCGUCUUCCUGGCGGGAGCGACUGGGGUCGUGUACAACCCGAUCCAGCACACGCAGAAGUUCUUCAACGGGCACACCGACGACGUGAUCUGCCUCUCCCUCCACCCCGACUUUAUCACUGCAGCCACAGGGCAGGUGGGCAGGAAGGCGUUGCUGUGCGUGUGGAACACGUACACGAUGCAGACGCUGUCGGUGAUCCGAGGCUUCCACGACUACGGCAUCUGCUCGGUCAGUUUCAACUCGGACGGCUCGCUGCUGGCGUCUGUUGGGAUGGAUGUGGACCACAGCAUCGCCGUGUGGGACUGGAAGACCGGACAGAAGCGAGCGUCAGCGACGGGGCACGUGAACAGGAUCUUCUGUAUCGCCUUCAACCCGAGCGACGACAGUCUGGUCAGCGCUGGAGUCGGACACAUCAAGUUCUGGACCAUCUCUGGACGCUUGCUAAGGGGGCAGCAGGGGAAGUUCACGCAGGGAGACAAGAAGCAGGUGUUCUGCUCGCUGACGGUGUCAAAGAAGGGAAGAAUCUUCACGGGGAGCGAGCGAGGAGAGAUUUACCGCUGGAAGAACGGCGAUGUCGACUCUGUCAUCAACGCUCACCAUGGCCCCGUCUUCGCCCUCUGGGUCUGUCGCGACGGCUUGUGCAGCGGCGGGAAGGACGGCAUGGUCAAGGUCUGGUCGCUGGCGCUGAAGCCGCUGGUGGAGUUCGACAUGCGGACGCAGUCGACGGGGGUGGACAACAGCAAGGUGCGGUCGGUUUGCUGGCUGGUGCGAACGAUCCUGGUAGGCACCAUCGACAACGAGCUGUUCGAGAUCGACAUCGAGGCAGGAGCUCCUAAGCUCCUCCUGCAGGGCCAUCGCUCGAUGCAGGUCAACGGCCUCGCCACGCAUCCGUCCAAGAGACUCUUCGUGACUGGAGGGGACGACCACUCGGUGCGGCUGUGGGACAUGGACAGCCGGAAGCAGAUCGGCAUGCGGAUGCUGGAAGACGCGGUGAGCUCGGUGUCCGUCUCGCUGGAUGGGAACCACAUCGCCUGCGGGCUGCGGAACGGGAAGCUGGUGAUCCUCAAGCUGCGGACGAUGAGGCCGCACCUGGAGCGGAAGGACAGGAAGCUGGCGAUCCUGGAGGUGAAGUACAGCGCCAACGGGAAGUUCCUGGCAGCAGGAGGAGGCGACUGCUUCAUCGACAUCUACGACGUGCAAUCGGAGUACGAGUGGAUCGGCACGUGCGCGGGACACAAGGGAAGCAUCCUAGCGCUGGACUGGUCGGCAGACUCGAAGCAGAUCCAGUCGGACGACGAGAGGGGCAACCAUCUUUACUGGGACGUUGAGAGCAGCAAGGAGAUCCUGGUGGCGGCGGAGGUGAGGGACGUCGAGUGGUCCUCUUGGACGACGAGGAUGGGUUGGUCCGUGCAAGGGAUCGCGUCCAAGUUCCAGGGGCCCAUGGGGAUCAACACGACCUGUCGCUCCUCGUUCGGGGACACGCUGGCGACAGGAGACGACUGGGGGAUGCUGAAGCUGUUCCGGUUCCCCUGUAUCACCCCUGGAGCCAAGAGCAAGAGGUACGGGGGGCACUCGGCGCGGGUGGGCAAAGUCAGGUUCUCCUUCGAGGAGAAGACCGUGCUGUCCUCCGGGCUAGUGGACGGGCUGGUGGUGCAGUGGAGGUACCUG